This is a messenger RNA of Osmia lignaria (orchard mason bee), 898 nucleotides long. The record is from RefSeq and is a predicted model, not a curated record. NCBI's taxonomy places the organism in Eukaryota, Metazoa, Arthropoda, Insecta, Hymenoptera, Megachilidae.
AUGAAUGAAAAGGAUAGUGUUGGUGAGUUUUAUCUCGAUGAUCUGUCAGAUUGUCUUCACUGCUCUUCAGCAAGUGGUACUGAUGACGAAAGUGAUAGCAGUAAUGUAAUGAUUCGAAAGCGACGUUCUGUAUUACCACUAAUAUACAGUGAUUCAGAAGACGAUGAUAUAAAUAAUAACGUUGAAGACAGCAGUGGUACAUGGUCCACGAACGACAAGACUAUAAUUUUGGAACCUUUCGAAGGCAGCCCCGGCGUAAAAAUUAUGCCAAGUUCCCCUAAAAGUGUAAUGGAUAUUGUAAAUUUAUUCAUUGGAAAUGACCUGAUUGAGCACUUGGUAAGGAAAUCUAAUAGAUAUCAUUAUCAAGUCAUAGAAAAAUAUAGAAUUAUAUCAAAAACGAAAAAAUGGACAGACAUCACAGUAUCUGAAAUGAAGAAAUUUUUGGGUCUAAUAGUUCUAAUGGGACAAGUAAAGAAGGACGUUCUCUACGACUAUUGGUCCACGGAUCCAACUAUAGAAACGCCAUUCUUCUCGAAAGUAAUGAGCAGAAACAGAUUUUUACAAAUAAUGCAAAGCUGGCAUUUUUGUAACAAUGACAACAUUUCUCCCAAUUCGCAUAGGCUUGCGAAAGUCCAGCCUGUCGUCGAUUAUUUAAAGCAAAAAUUUAACGAUGUAUAUAAACCAGAUCAACAAUUGUCUCUGGAUGAAUGUAUAAUUCCGUGGAGAGGUAGACUUUCAAUCAAGACAUAUAAUCCCACAAAAAUCAUAAAAUACGGAAUACUGGUCAGAGUACUGUCUGAAGCUCGUACAUGAUACGUAUCUAACUUUUGUGUGUAUGCUGCUGAUGGAAAAAAAUUAGAAGAGACUGUGUUAUCGGUCAUUGAACCGUAUAAGAACA